Messenger RNA from Stegostoma tigrinum, 817 nucleotides. RefSeq names its product nucleophosmin/nucleoplasmin, 2b (gene npm2b). Bases 101 to 697 code for a protein of 198 amino acids. Lineage: Eukaryota; Metazoa; Chordata; Chondrichthyes; Orectolobiformes; Stegostomatidae. Gene Ontology annotation, cellular component: nucleoplasm; cytoplasm; nucleolus. Gene Ontology annotation, molecular function: RNA binding; histone binding; chromatin binding. Gene Ontology annotation, biological process: chromatin remodeling; positive regulation of DNA replication. The transcript is spliced from 10 exons. The record is from RefSeq and is a predicted model, not a curated record.
CAGCUGCCAUGAGAGCAACUUGAUUUAUAAAAACCUGAGCGUGACUGUGUUCCUGUUUUUUAUUUGUUCCAUUUUUGGAUUAAAGGAGGAACGCUCAAGAAUGACUUCAAACAAAAGUGUCACCAGCAAAUCAGACAGGCCUGUUGCUGUUUUAUGGAGUUGUGAGUUGAACGCAAAUCAGCUGAUGCAGAAGUUUGAAAUUACAGAUGAUGAGCUCUGUGAACAUCAAUUGGUUUUGAAGACGAUCUGUUUGGGUGCUGCUGCAAAGGAUGAAAUGAACAUUGUGGAGAUUGUACCAGAGGAUGAGAGCGCUCCCAUUCCAAUAGCGACACUGCAGCUAUCCAUCUUACCAAUGACCAUCAUCUGUGGUAUUGAGCUGACCCCCCCUGUUACCUUCAGACUGAAGAGUGGGUCUGGGCCUGUUUACAUCACCGGACAGAACAUGGUUUUAGAAGACUAUCCAUGGGGUGAGGAGGAAGAGGGUGAGGAGGAAGAGGAGGAGGAGGAGGAGGAGGAAGAAGAAGAAGUGGAAACACCCCCAAAACCAGCAAAAAGACCUGCAUCCACCAAAAAAGCUGGCCUCUCAAAGAAGAAAAAGUUAGAAGCCGAGAAGUCAGAAGAGGAAUCUGGUGAGGAGCUGCGCACUAAAAAGGGGAAAGAGUCGAGCAAGGCGAAGAAGGUAGCUGUGAAGAAAUAAAUGCUUUUUGUACAGAGCCGAGGAAUUGAUUUUUGCAAGGUCGUCUGCAAAACCCAGAGGAAGGACCUAACUUAUUUUUGUAGAAUGUUGCGAUACAAUUAAUUGGAAUAAAGCUCACCC